Molecule: messenger RNA, 2274 nt
Organism: Acanthocheilonema viteae
Lineage: Eukaryota; Metazoa; Nematoda; Chromadorea; Rhabditida; Onchocercidae
Source: the annotation of a GenBank genome assembly
AUGGACUUAUUGUCGCAGCUGGUUGGAACACCAGGCUGCAAACAACGAUCAGAUGAAACUGACCAAGAAGAGACCGAUUUAAUUUCUACUCACUUAAACAAAGACGAAGGAUUGAACAUGAUAGAAGCGAAUGUGAACGUAGCAAAACCAAACGUAGUUUGCAAGACGGAAGAGCCAAACUUUGAGAAUGGUGAUUCACUCAGAUUCGGAAUUGUGGAGAGUUUCAUGUUGAAGAUGGCACCAGAUGCAGAUGUUCAAAUUUUUCGUUCAAAAAAGGGUUUCGAAAAAUUGGCAUACGAAGGAUUUCUGUAUAACUUGGAUAAGCGUCAUCAGAAGUAUGUAUUAUGGCGAUGUGAAAUGAGCAAAAAACCAGGAUACAAAUGUAGUGGCCGAGUUCGGAUGACCGAAGAUUCCCUCGAUAUGUAUAGCGCACAUUCUCAUCCACCAAAUCCAUUAAAAGUUGUCGCAGAUAUACUCAAAGCACGGCUAUAUGCGGCUGCUGAAGAUCCAGCAAACAGUUCAAAAUAUUUGUACCAUGAAGCUCUUCAUUUGGCGUCAUUUGCCGGGUCUUCAGGUCUACCGAAACUUGGCUCAAUGCAACGGGUAAUCAGCCGGAAACGACGUCAUACGCAAAAAUUACUGGAAGAAAGUCUAAAUCCUGCAUCAUCAGGUUAUGACUCAAGUAGUAUUCCAUCCACAUCAACAUCAGACGAUCGGAAUUGCGCCAUUAAUAGUCUUUUGCAGACCGCCGAGCGACUGCAGUUUCUUUUUACUCCCUCAGGAGGAUUCAAAGAAAUUGGACUCAAAAAAGCUAAAAAUAUGAGUGCUGAUGGCGAUACUGACAAAUCCAGUAGUAUGAAAAAAUCAAAGGCAAAUUUGGAUGAAGAUAAGAAACUUGAAAUCUCAAUGCUGCAAUCGCUUUUUGGCAAUACAGGCAUAUCCGACGAAAGGGUGGAAUGUCCUUUCAAACCUUCGAGAAGUAAGCGAAUGGAAAUCCAAAUUCAUUUACAACGUGUUGCUCAAAAUAUCGGCAUAUCAGAUCUUACUUCAUUCGACCUUGCAGAAGCAUUGGAUGAUGCUGAUCCACUGAAAUUUCUGCGUAAUGAGUUUGCUUAUCCGAAAAUGAAAACUUUACCGCAUGUUGACUUAUUAUUAGUGAAUGCUAACGAUGAUGCCAUUUAUAUGUGUGGUAAUUCGUUAGGACUAAUGCCGAAAGGUACAAAACGAAUUAUGGAUGAACAGUUCGAGAAAUGGGCCAACAUGGGUGUUUUUGGGCAUUUUCAAGAACCACUGGCAUGGGCGCAAAGUGAUGAAUCAAUACUGGAUAGUAUUGCGGAGUUGGUUGGAGCUCAUCGAACGGAAGUAGCUUUGAUGAAUAGUUUAACUGUUAAUUUGCAUAUUUUAUUGGCAGCUUUUUAUAAGCCUACUCCAAAACGCCAUAAAAUUUUUAUUGAAUCAAAAGCAUUUCCCUCGGAUCAUUAUGCCAUCGAAUCGCAAAUUCGUUUAAAAGGAUUUGCUAUUAAAGAAAGUUUAGUAUGUAUGCAACCACGAGACGGUGAUGACUGUAUUCGAAACGAAGAUAUUAUAGCGCUAAUUGAAGAACAAGGUGAUGCGAUAGCGAUAAUUUGGUUUAGUGCUAUUCAUUAUUAUACGGGUCAGCUUUUUGAUAUGAAGAAAAUAACCAAAGCUGGGCAUGAUAAGGCAAGUGUUCCAGGAUGCCUUGUUGGUUGGAAUUUAGCGCAUGCAUUUGCAAAUGUUCCGUUAUCACUGCAUGAAUGGGAUGUUGAUUUUGCCUGUUGGUGUACCUAUAAGUAUAGUUGUUCCGGUGCUGGUGGUAUUGGUGGCUUUUUCGUGCACAAACGUUUUGAAACUGACAAACGCGAAAGGAUGAUUGGUUGGUGGGGGCAUAAAAAAGAGACGCGUUUCAUCAUGGAUAAUCAAUUGGAUUUGGACAGCGGUGCAGCAGGUUAUCGUAUUAGUAACCCACCGAUGAUGCUUAUGGUUCCAUUGAUUGCUUUUCUGGAAAUAAUGUGUACAAUUAUGACGCCAUCUGAUCCUGAGCAACGUGGAUGCCAGCUUUCGCUGAAAUUUAAUAUUGAUGUAUCACUUGUAUACGAUGAAUUAGUUAGAAGGGGUGUGGCGGUUGAUAAACGAUAUCCUGAUGUAAUACGUGUAACGCCAGUGCAUUUAUAUAAUAGUUAUACCGAUGUUUACCGCUUCAUGCGAGCAUUAUUGGACUCACUGAUUGUUGUCGAGGGUGACUGUGAAAAAUAA